CAAAAAAAAAAGUUUUAAAUAAUAGCAAUAAUAUUUCACAUUCCAUAAUAACUUUCAUUUUUUUUAUAUUCACUCAUUAAUUAAAAAAAUGUUAGAAACAAUUUUAUUUGCUAUUUUUAUUUGGUCAUUAAUAAUUUUAAUAAUUAUUUUCCGUUCCACCCCACACCAAACCCAAACCAAUAACCACACCCAAACCAAUAGCCACACCCAAACCAAUAGCCAAACCCACAUCAAUAACCACACCCACAUCAACAGCGACACCCACAUCAACAACCACAAAAUUAACGAAACUACAAAUUCUACCCCAGUUGAUCAAUCCCCAAAAGAAAAAAAUAAGUAUUAUAGUACCUCAACAUACUAUUAUUCCGCAUACAAAAACAUAUAUUGUUGUUCCGAAUAUUAUAAUAAUCAAGAUAAUUCUGGUCGUUCCUCAGUAACCCAAGAAAUUUUAAGUCAUGCCCCAAAGGAACCAUCACAACCAGAAAAUGUAUUUCCAAAUUCACCAUUCGACCAUACCAGAGAAAGAAUGGAAAAAGAAAAAAUGGAAAUAUUAAAAAAGGAACAACAAAAAGAAAAUGAAUAUAUGGAACAAUUAAAAAGAGAAACCCAAGUAAAAGAACGUAUUGAAAAAUUAGAAAAAGAAAGAAAAGAAAGAGAACAUAGAGAAUCUUUGGAAAGACAAAGAUUAAUAAAAGAAAGACUAGAAAAAGAAAUUAAAGAACGUAGAGAAGCUUUAGAAAAGAAAAGAAUAGAAAAAGAAAAGAAAGAAAGAGAAAAAAAAGAAAAAGAACAAAAAGAAAAAGAACAAAAAGAAAGAGAAAAAAAAGAAAGAGAAGAAUUAGAACGUACCCAAACAAUAUUAAAAGAAACAUUACAAAGAGCAAUGGAAAGGGUACGUUUAGAAGAUUUAGAGAGACAAAAAAGAUUAGAAAGAGAAAGAUUAGAAAGAUUAGAAAGAGAAGAAAGAGAAAGAGAACAACAAUUAAGAGAACAACAAGAGAGAGAAGAAAGAGAAAAUCAAGAAAGAGAACAACAACAACAAAGAGAACAACAAGAAAGAGAAGAAGCAGAACGUAGAGAAAACGAAAAUACUUGCACUAUUUGCAUCGAAAGAAUUGAACCAAGCCAACUUGCAGCAAUCGAUUGUAACCACAUGUUUUGUUUCGAUUGCAUUAUGGAAAUGUCUUAUCGUCGUAAUAACACAUGUCCAAAUUGUAGAGCUCCAUUCUAUUUGGUUAGAAGAGUCAAUCAAGCAAAUGGUUCAACAAACGAAUCCAACAUAGAGCAAGGUGAUCAAAGUCCACCAAUUUUAUGA
Dictyostelium purpureum is the source of this 1315-nucleotide messenger RNA. RefSeq lists its product as uncharacterized. Lineage: Eukaryota; Evosea; Eumycetozoa; Dictyosteliales; Dictyosteliaceae. Bases 89 to 1315 code for a protein of 408 amino acids. The transcript has 2 exons. The record is from RefSeq and is a predicted model, not a curated record.